CUGAAACGGGGACGACAGAGGAAGGUCACAUUUGGGGAACAGGAUAGUGUAGUCCCAAUGACUCUCUCCCCAGCAUCUGAUGGCUGUUCCUCCCCUCUUCCCAGCCACCUCCGGUGUCCCUCCUGGUAUUUUUGCCUUCCUGCAGCCCCUCCCACCUCCUUGUCACCCCUUCCUCCUGUGCUUGUCCAGGCCUCCUCUAGCCCGUGGAACCCAACCCCGGCUCCCGUCAGCAGUCCCUCCCUGCUGCUCCCCAUCCCCGCCAUCGUCUUCAUCGCUGUGGGCAUCUAUUUGUUGCUGCUCGGUGUAGUGCUGCUGACGAGACACUGCCUGCUGGCCCAGGGCUGCUGCACGGACUGCAGCUCCCCCUGCAGGAAGCAAGGCGCUUCCCGGCCCCAGGACUGUUGCUGGACCUGUGCGGAAGCCUGCGACUUCCCUCUGCCCAGCCCUGCCCGCUGCCUGGAUGCCUGCUGCCCCCAGCCCACCGAAGCUGGUUGGGCCUCUCGCUGCCCUCGCUGCUGCCCACUCUGCGACUGUGCCUGUGCGUGCCAACUUCCUGACUGCCAGAGCCUCAACUGUCUCUGCUUUGAGAUCAAGCUCCGAUGA
This is a messenger RNA of Lynx canadensis (Canada lynx), 603 nucleotides long. RefSeq names its product keratin-associated protein 10-2. The record is from RefSeq and is a predicted model, not a curated record. The coding region runs from base 58 to 603 and encodes 181 amino acids. Lineage: Eukaryota; Metazoa; Chordata; Mammalia; Carnivora; Felidae. The transcript is spliced from 3 exons.